CCCCGCUUAAAACUGUGCCAACUUUCGGAAAUUGUUCUCACUCCUGCCGCUAGGUUCUCUAGUGUUAGUGGCCCUCAGAUUUGGCGCGAAUUGUCAAAAGUAAAGCGUCUGCCAUCUUGUCGAUAGUUGAUUCCAUUUCGUUGUUUCAUUUGUUCAAUUAGUUCUUUAACUUAGGGUAGUAAUGUGUUUUUGAUAAAUUGUGUUGCGAGAUGGUUAAAUGCUUCGUGGUUGGCUGUUCUACGGGAUACAAAUCAGCCAAAGAAAAUGAUGCUAAGGUAUUUAAACCACCCAAAGAAGAAAGGCAAUUCAUUUUCUGGGGUAAAAAAUUGGAAAGAAGUGACAGAAAAUUUUCUAGAAAAGAUCAUGUGUGUUCUAGACAUUUUAAAGAAGAAUUCAUAAUCAAGAACUCUGUAAAUGGUGGUGCCCCAUUGAGUCGCUGGAAAUUGAGAGCUGAUGCCAUACCAUCUCUUUUUCUUGGUUACAAAGAUGGGGUAGCCCCAAGCAAAAAGUAUCGGAAACAAACAACCUCUCCAAUAUCCAGCAAUGCAUCCCAUAAACAACCAGAAGAGAAACAUGAUGAUCGAACAACAUCUGAUGGGAACAGUGUUGAAGUCACUCUUGGUGGAGAGAAGAGUCUUGAACACACAACCCCAGAAACAGGAGGUGAAAAUCUUGUUGAAACCCAACAUGAAGAAAACAUCCCUUCUGUGCUACAAAUUGAAGAGAACAAUCUUGUUCAGACAAUUGAAUCCAUUCAAGAAAACAUUUUUGAUCGAGUAACUUCUGACACAUCUCUCAAUACUCUGGCAGAAGAUUUAAAUGAAAAUUGUGACAUCAGAAAUACUAAAGUACAAAGCCAUGAACCCAUCCAGGAAACACACGUUGAUUACAGCAAUAUUGACGGGAAACAUACUGCAGACACUACUGAACUUAUCACAGCCAUGGAUUUUGAUGAUUCAACAAUUAUUGAAACAAUUGAGAAUAUCAUUUGUGAUCCUAGUGACACUAAACUUCCUCCGUCUUGGCGUUGGCUUCCUGAUUGUGAUGUUUACAACGAAGAUGAUCCGACCGCCUUCAAGAAAAUUGCCGUUAGAUUUGGUCAAGUGAAUAACACAACAAUAAUUUUAAAAUCCAUUUUCGUAGUAGGAUCAGAGGUUUUCUAUAGCCUCAAAGGAUCAGCUAUACCCUGUCCGAAGUUCCUCUCAUCCAAUUUCGGAAAACUAGAUGAUAAUUCAAAUCUCGUUACUAAGUUUGAUUCUGCUAGUAUCUGUAAUGGGUUUCAUCUAACAGCUGAAGGGAAUUUUAAAAAACUAGAGAAAACCUGUAUCAAGGAAAAUGCGAAUUUCAGAUCCCGUUUCUGCCUAAGACUUUUAUCUGGUAAAGGUAAUAUGUGUUACAUGUGUGAACAUCUCCAAAAGAUUCACUUGAAGUACAGCUCCCGGCAAACAGCAAUUGAAAGAAUGUCCGCAAGAAAGAAGAAAUGAAUGCAAUGAAAUCAAAAAUGCUGAAACAAAAAAUUCAACGGAAAGAACUUGUUGUUAAGGUACACUAUCAACAUUUUUAAUUAUUUACAAAUUUUGUUCUUCUUCAUUUAACUAACAUCCAAUU
Molecule: messenger RNA, 1608 nt
Organism: Daphnia magna
Lineage: Eukaryota; Metazoa; Arthropoda; Branchiopoda; Diplostraca; Daphniidae
Exons: 2
Coding region: 210-1484 (424 amino acids)
Source: RefSeq, a predicted model, not a curated record